This is a messenger RNA of Tribolium castaneum (red flour beetle), 1604 nucleotides long. Its product is annotated as alpha-L-fucosidase. The coding region runs from base 196 to 1560 and encodes 454 amino acids. Gene Ontology annotation, cellular component: lysosome. Gene Ontology annotation, molecular function: alpha-L-fucosidase activity. Gene Ontology annotation, biological process: fucose metabolic process; glycoside catabolic process. The record is from RefSeq and is a predicted model, not a curated record. The transcript is spliced from 8 exons. NCBI's taxonomy places the organism in Eukaryota, Metazoa, Arthropoda, Insecta, Coleoptera, Tenebrionidae.
CCUGUACAAACACGUACAGUAAAAAUCGUAUAAAAGGACCCGAAAAUUGUAAUUUUAUGUCAGUAUUAAAAGUGCUUUAGUAUCGGUAUUGAGCAACCCAUGGACAAACCUGUUAAGACUCUGCUAAAAAGCUCUGACUGAUAUGAACUCGUAAUAACCGAACAAAGCAAGCUGAUUACAGGACGCCGAGCAGUCAUGUCUUUCUCCGUGCCCUUCCUGUUGCUUUCCUGUGCACUAACCCAAGUUUUGGGCCAGUAUGAGCCAACUUGGGAGAGCCUCGACAGCCGCCCUUUGCCCGACUGGUACGACAAAGCCAAAGUUGGGAUUUUCCUCCACUGGGGCGUUUACUCAGUGCCCAGUUUCGGGAGCGAAUGGUUCUGGAAAUUCUGGCAAGAUGAAGAAGAACCGUAUGUGAACUUUAUGCAAGACAACUAUCCGCCCGACUUCACUUAUCAAGAUUUUGCAAAAGAUUUCACCGCCGAAUUCUACGAUCCUGAGCAGUGGGCGGACUUGUUUGCCAAAUCUGGGGCCAAAUAUGUUAUCCUGACCAGUAAACAUCACGAAGGUUACGCCAUGUGGCCUUCGAAAUAUUCGUACAGUUGGAAUGCCAACGACGUGGGGCCCAAUAGAGACCUACUAGGAGAACUUGCCGAUGCAAUUAGGAACAGUACAGACCUACACUUCGGUCUGUACCACUCUCUGUUCGAGUGGUUUCACCCCCUGUAUGACAGCGAUCGGGAUAAUAAUUUCACGACUUCUGAAUUUGUCGACUAUAAAAUUAUUCCAGAAAUGAAAGAAUUGGUCGAAACUUACGAACCGGAAGUUUUAUGGUCGGAUGGAGAUGGAGAGGCUUUGGAUACGUACUGGAAGUCACUGGAGUUUCUGGCUUGGCUUUACAAUGAAAGCCCUGUCAAGGAUUUUGUCGUAACUAACGACAGAUGGGGAAGUAACGUUGGGUGCAAACAUGGGGGUUUCUACACCUGUGCUGAUAGAUACAACCCUGGACAUUUGUUGCCCCACAAGUGGGAAAACUGCAUGACAAUUGACAAAAAAUCUUGGGGUUAUAGAAGAAAUGCCGAUCUCGACGAAUUCCUAACGACACAUGAACUGAUUACCACACUUGCCGAAACCAUUAGUUGUGGAGGGAAUAUUUUAAUAAACGUUGGACCGACAAAAGCCGGAACAAUUAUCCCACUUUUCCAGGAACGUUUACUAGAUCUUGGAACUUGGUUGUCCAUUAACGGUGAUGCAAUUUACGAAAGUAGCGCUUGGAGUGUACAAAACGACUCUUUCACUUCUGGAGUCUGGUACACAGCUAAAGAUCCAGUGGUGUAUGCAAUAGUUUUAAACUGGCCGAUUGAUAAUGUUCUGUACUUGGGCUCGGCAAAGUCUCUCUUUGACAAUGGUAAAACCACUCAAGUUACGAUGCUUGGGAAUGAAAAUGGGGAUCUUGAGGCUGAAGUUGUUGAUACGACUAAUCUGGUAGCUGUGACUUUUCCGGAUAGAGCAAGUGUUGAAAGUGAGUGGGCUUGGGUGCUCAAAAUCACGCCUGGUUCUUAAUAAUUUUUUUAUUGAAAUGUGAUAAUAAAGUUGUAGUGAAUUUG